This is a messenger RNA of Macroventuria anomochaeta, 564 nucleotides long. RefSeq lists its product as uncharacterized. The record is from RefSeq and is a predicted model, not a curated record. The coding region runs from base 1 to 564 and encodes 187 amino acids. The transcript has 2 exons. NCBI's taxonomy places the organism in Eukaryota, Fungi, Ascomycota, Dothideomycetes, Pleosporales, Didymellaceae.
AUGCCCAAGCAUGUCAAGUCCAAGUCCAUCACGUCCAUGGUCGGCAUCAACCGGCCAUGGACACUUGCGGCUCUUUACCCGGCCCUCAUGUUCUGUGGGGGUUCGUACCUCUGGCCGACCAAGCCCACGGCCUGCUUCGUCACCGUCAUAUUCGCCUGGAUCGGAUUCCUUGUGUGGGACUAUCGUUGCAAGAACAAGUCCGCAUCGUCCCUCAAGGCUCUUGGCAUGAUCUGCCACACCAUCCCGGCACUGUACCUUUACGGUACUUGCUACUUCGCAGAACAUGCCGCCAAUGCCGCUGAUAUCUGGUUGAUCUCCGUCUUGGUCUUCCAGUGCUGCCGUACUAUCACCCAUAUCUUCGCAGUGCCAGACCUCACCAAGCUGGUGAAGACGGCGGCUUGGUGGUGGGCUCACCCGAUGGGUUUCCUGUUGCACUUCGUCUUCCCGAUAUACCCUGCCUUUACGUAUCGCCAUUCCAUUAUGAAGAUCCACAUGGCUUUCACGUGUUUGGAUAUGCAGUGGUCUGGUCGUAAGCUGCCACCGCCGGAGAAGAAGGUGGAGUAG